AUGAGACCAGCCAAUGCAACCUCUGGGAGGGACUUUGUCUUCCUGGGAUUUUCCAGCUUUGGGGAGCUGCAGCUGCUGCUUUUUGCAGUGUUCCUCUUCUUGUACCUCAUCACUCUGACUAGCAACAUCUUCAUUAUCACUGUCAUCAGGCUUGACAGCCACCUUCACACCCCCAUGUACCUCUUUCUGUCCUUCCUGUCUUUCUCGGAGACCUGUUACACUUUGGGUAUCAUCCCCAGGAUGCUCUCUGGUCUGGUCAUGGGGGAGCAGAGCAUCUCCUUUGUGGGCUGUGCUAUCCAGAUGUUCUUCUCAGCCUUGUGGGCCUGCACUGAUUGCUUCCUCCUGGCAACCAUGGGCUUUGACAGGUAUGUGGCCAUUUGCAUGCCCCUACACUACACCAGCCGCAUGAGCCUUGGCCUGUGCACCCAGCUGCUCAGUGCUUCCUUCCUGGGCGGAUGCCUCUUUGGACUUGGAAUGACAUUGAUCAUCUUCCAUCUCCCUUUCUGUGGCUCCCACGAGAUCCAGCACUUCUUCUGUGAUUCACCUCCUGUGCUAAGCCUGGCCUGUGGGGACACCAGUUCAAGUGAGCUGGGGGUCCUCCUCCUCAGUCUGCUGGUCCUGCUGACCUCCUUCUCCUUCAUCACUGUCUCCUAUAUCUACAUCCUUGCAACCAUCCUGAAAAUCCCCUCGGCUGAGGGCCGGAGGAAGGCAUUCUCCACAUGCGCCUCUCACCUCACUGUAGUCAUCAUUCACUAUGGCUGUGCCUCCUUCAUGUACCUGAGGCCCAAAGCAAGCUAUGCCCUGGAGCGGGAUCAGCUCAUUGCUGUCACCUACACAGUGGUAACACCCCUCCUCAACCCCAUCAUCUACAGUUUGAGGAACCGGGCAGUUCAGACCGCCCUGAGAAACACACUCACGGGCAGAUUCCUAGGGAAAGGCUGA
Messenger RNA from Sorex araneus (European shrew), 942 nucleotides. Its product is annotated as olfactory receptor 10Z1. Gene Ontology annotation, biological process: G protein-coupled receptor signaling pathway. Gene Ontology annotation, cellular component: membrane. The record is from RefSeq and is a predicted model, not a curated record. The transcript has a single exon. Bases 1 to 942 code for a protein of 313 amino acids. Gene Ontology annotation, molecular function: G protein-coupled receptor activity; olfactory receptor activity. NCBI's taxonomy places the organism in Eukaryota, Metazoa, Chordata, Mammalia, Eulipotyphla, Soricidae.